CUGGGUGUGGGGAAAGGGGGACGUUUUUUUUGCGUCCGUAGCCAGUUGGUUACGUUCAAUUUAGCUUUAUCUUACACUCUCUGCGAAUAUUUGUGGUUUGAUUUGUGUCUCUUUUCUAUUUUAGUAAGCUGUACAGUUUAAGAGACGUAUUUAAUCGUUGAGUGAGGAGGGGAUGGUUUUAUAAGAUAGCUUAUGCUGUCAAACCGAGGGGAAGGACAGAAGGAGGACUCGUGAGAGGGGGAAACGCUUCUGAAUGGAACGCGUCCACAGGGCUUCAGGCCGCCUUUCUUUAAUUACGACUUGAGCAACAAGGAAAAGUGGAAAAGAGGCGCAGGCUCCGGUCAAAAUAGAGUCGAACCAGCGCGUGAGGCGAAGGAAAGAGGGGAAGUGAGUGUGGACGGUUCCUCUUCUCUGUUUCCUUCCCUCCACACCGGACCAGCGGCUCUUCAGGCUCCGUCAGGCUCCCACGGACACCAUGGCUGCUGCUCCACUGAACAGAUGGGACCGAGGAGGCGCCUCCACCGAGCAGCAAUGAGCGGAGGAGCGUAGGCUGCUGGGAUCACCAACACAACCUCAGUGACUCUUGUUGUCUGACGACACACGCACACGCACACACACACACACAGAAGAAGAAGAAGAAGAAGAAGAAGAAGAAGAAGAAGAAGAAGAAGAAGAAGAAGAAGAAGAAGAAGAAGAAGAUGGGGCAUCCCCCUCUGGAGUUCAGUGCCUGCUACCUGGACAGUCCGGACUUCAGAGAGACCCUCAAGUGCUACGAGGUGGAGCUGGAGAGGACCAGCAAGUCCCUCAAAGAGCUGAUCAAAGAUGGCAACAGUGUCAUCACUGCGAUCAGGGGUUAUUCUGUGGCCGUGCAGAGGUUUUCUCAGACUCUCGGCAUGUUCCAGCUCGACUUCAUCGGUGAAUCCCUGACCGACGAUGAGAUCAACAUCGCUGAGUCGUUCCAUGAGUUCGCUGGUCUCCUGCAGGAAGCGGAGCACGACAGGAUGAUGCUGGUGCAGAACGCCUCCGAUCUUCUCAUCAAGCCGCUGGAGAAGUUCAGAAAAGAGCAAAUAGGAGUAACUAAAGAAAAGAAGAAGAAGUUUGAGAAAGAGAGUGAAAAAUAUUACUCUCAACUGGACAAACACCUGAAUAUCUCUGCCAAGAAGAAAGAGAGUCAACUUCAAGAGGCUGAUGAACUGUUGGACAAAGAGCGGGUGAACUUCUACGAAUCGUCAGUGGAGUACGUGUACCAGAUCCAUCAGGUGCAGGACAGGAAGAAGUUUGAUGUGGUGGAGCCGGUGCUGGCGUUUCUUCACAGCAUUUUAACGCUCAACAACCUGACAGUGGAGAUGACUCAGGACUUCAUGCCUUAUAAGCAGGAGCUGCAGCUCAGCUUGCAGAAUACAAGAAACCACUAUGAGAGCACUCGUGAGGAGAUGGAGGAGCUGAUGAAGAGAAUGAAGCAGCCAUCGCAGAUCUGUAAAAUGCACAAUUUUCUGCCAGUGGAGGGUUAUCUGCAGUGCCAGGAGAAGUGGGCUUUGGGGAUGACGUGGGUGAAAUAUUAUUGCAAGUAUCACAAGGAGGGAAGACUGCUGGUCAUGGUACCUUGUGAACAGAAGCCUACAACUAAACAGGGCCCCACGCAGCUGACAUUGAAGUCUUGCAUUCGCCGGAAGACAGAGUCCAUAGACAAGCGCUUUUGCUUCGACGUGGAAACUAUCGAGAGAAACACGCCCGUUACUUUCCAGGCUCUUUCCGAGGGGGACAGGAAGAUGUGGAUGGAGGCCAUGGAUGGAAAAGAGCCUAUCUAUCACUCCCCAAUUCACAAUCAAGCUGAAAUGGAGCUGAAUGAAACUGGAUUCAAAUUUGUGCGAAAGUGCAUCAACUAUAUUGAAUCAAAAGGAGUGACACAAGAAGGAGUGUACCGAACAGUUGGCAGCAACAUCCAAGUGCAGAAGCUCUUAAAUACCUUCUUUGACCCCAUAAAUCCAGCUGAUGUGGACCUUCACAGCAGCGAGUUGGAUGUUAAAACCAUCACGAGUGCAUUGAAGUUUUACCUCAGGAGUCUGUCUGAACCACUGAUGACCUACGGUCGACACACGGACCUCAUGCGUGCUGCAAAGUCAGAUAAUCUGGACUUUCGACUGAGUGAGAUUCAUUCUCUUACCCACAAAGUACCGGAGAAGAAUCGUGAGAUGCUGGAGAUGCUAAUCAAACACUUGGUGACUGUGUGCAGCCACAGCGAUGAAAACCUCAUGACCCCUUCUAACAUGGCCGUCAUCUUUGGACCCACGCUGAUGAGGGCGAAGGAGGAGACUGUCGCGGCCAUGUUGGAUAUCAAGUUCCAAAACAUUGUCGUUGAGAUCCUGAUAGAGGACUACAAAAAGAUCUUCAGUAAUACGCCAGAGGACAGCACCGCCCCGCCUGUCCCUCCUCCGCGGAUCACCCCGAGAAAGCGGCAGCCCAUCACAAUCUCCAAGCGGCCACCUCGUGUUUAUCAACCGCUUAGUCACGACAACUACCAGAACACUGAGAAUGGUCAGGAGAUCAGUUCCGCAGCGGACGUCACUGUGAGCCCCGUCCCCCUCCAACGGACAAAACCUGCAAGCUGUGCUCCACUGAUGCCAAAAGACCCUCCUCCGAGAGUGCCGCUGAUGCCCAGGCCAUCGAACCGCCCCGACAGACCCCCGGACUCUGACGUUGGGAAGGUAGACGAUACGAGGCAAAGGCCUGAUUCCUCCUCUGCAGCAAACGGGGAAUCUGGAGUCUAUGUGAGCCGAGUACCUUCUUUCCAGAGCAGGAGACCACCUCCGAAGGGCACGUCAGCCAACAGAGAAGGAGAUUCUGAUGGUCUGACCAGAACGAAGUCCGCAGAGAAACAUGCCAUUUGCAGACCCCCAGUGAGGCCUCCUGAGCCCCCCUCCAGACUGCCCGCUGCACAAAAGCCCCAAACUGCAGCCAGCAGCGAGAGCUCGGCCGUAUCCUACGUUGCCUCUAAAACUAAGUUUUUUGAGAAUGCCUCCAGGAAAGUAGGCAGUCCACCGACCUCUCCAUCACCAUCAACAGCGACAAAUGUAAAGAAAGAGAAUUGAAGUUGAGGAGAUGUCGACCGCGUCGCAUGACCUCUUCGUGUGCCGUUCGGAGCUCACUGAGCUGGAGGGAGUCGCCGCAGAUGAAUUCAGUCGAUUUUGAUCUCGGCAGUUAAAUUGAGGUAGUGACUCUCGACGCGCCUGGACUCAAUGAUAAGAAUCCUGUUGUGAGGCGACACAAAAGUAAACUGAGCAUUUGAAUGAGCUUCUACGGAAACUUUGUCAGUGUUUGAAAAUUAGAAUGAAGUAAAUGUAUUUCUUUUGCCUUCCACAUCAGACAACACUGAUAAUGUCACAAUGUUCUGUCGUUUUACAGUGUUUAACUGUUCAAAUGAAACUUUUAUAUGUGGGAACUAACUAUUUUAAUGGGCUAUGACUCAUCCUUAUUUUUAACAUUUGUUUUCAGCAGUGUGAAAUAGGUGUCCCAAAGAAGACUAAUUAAUUCAAACUGGCUCAAAUCAGUUAAAUCAAAAAUACUGAAAUGUGGCAUAUAGGUCUUAAUAUUUACCUAUAGAUAUUGUGGCUAUGCAAAGCAAUUGAGACAAACUCUGUUUAGAGAGAGAACCGUUGAAGAUUUUAUGUCAGUAUUUAAACAAACGAGGAUUUCAAAAAGAAAUCUGAGGAGAUUUAAAUGUUUGUCAUGGAACUGGACAAUUGAAUUCAUCUUAAGCUACUUCUCACAAUGGAGUUAGGACUAUAAAAGCUAUUUUAAUCGGUCCAUUACAAAAAGGAACAUUUUAAUAUUAAUUAUCUCAGCGGAGACGGAGCUUGUCACUCCGAAAUAAAGCACUUUUUAAAAGGCAUUAGAAAAGUAUUUGCUAAAAAGUGUCUUGUGUAUUAAAGUCAGUGUAGUUUGAGUGUACAUAUAAUGCUAGUGUUAGUUUAAAACCUCAAGUUCUCAUUCCCUCACUUUCUCACCAUGAUAUCAGUCAUGUCUUACUCUUGUAGGUAGGUCAGGUUUUACAGAGUUGUCUUAGAUUUUUUAAUUUGAAGAGGUGAUGUUUGCUGGAACUUGUUGCACCAAAAAUGUAUUGUUGGGAUCUGAAAGCAGGUCAAAAUCAACUUUCACGCUCUAUACAGAAAUUAAGUUAAAAUAUCCAGGAUACGAAAGCCCUCAUCUUGCAUAUUUGGAGCCUGGGUAGUAGUAAUCGGUGGAUGGAGCCACGGCAGCGAGGUCCUGCCGACACAUGCGCUCGAGUCAGUCUCAUGUCAAUCAUGACAUUUCACCCCGUUUUUAUAGAAUCAAAUAACUAAUUAAAACAAAACUUACUGAAAAAAUAAGCACUUGCAGAAACAGUGUGAUUAAAAACUGUCAAAAAGACCACUUUGAUAAAAAGAUUAUUUGACAUGUACUUCGAAUUUUUUGUUUAAUCUAUGUCCCAUCCACAAACAUAGAGGAGACAGGAUUUAUUCCCAAUACUGCAGUAAGCCACCAGGGCAGGAUCAAGACGCCUUGGCUUCACUUUUGGGGGGCAGUCAUGUUGUCCAUUCUUAAUUGCAGUUAAAAAUUGUAUUGAAUACAAAAUUGUCUUCAAACUGAUACAAACUGUUACAAUAUAAAUAACACUCCAUUUUUUUUGUUUUGUUCUUAACAUGGAAAUGUUCGUUUUACACUUGCAUAAUUUUUUGGGUGAACCCAAAUGGAAAAUUCUGUUUGCUCUCUGGUUUCCAAAACAAUAAAAAAAUGAAAACAA
This is a messenger RNA of Hippoglossus stenolepis (Pacific halibut), 4780 nucleotides long. Its product is annotated as oligophrenin-1. The record is from RefSeq and is a predicted model, not a curated record. Bases 699 to 3089 code for a protein of 796 amino acids. Gene Ontology annotation, molecular function: protein binding; GTPase activator activity. The transcript has 24 exons. Gene Ontology annotation, cellular component: cytoplasm. Lineage: Eukaryota; Metazoa; Chordata; Actinopteri; Pleuronectiformes; Pleuronectidae. Gene Ontology annotation, biological process: signal transduction.